This is a messenger RNA of Scophthalmus maximus (turbot), 2012 nucleotides long. RefSeq names its product sphingomyelin phosphodiesterase acid like 3B (gene smpdl3b). The record is from RefSeq and is a predicted model, not a curated record. Gene Ontology annotation, molecular function: sphingomyelin phosphodiesterase activity. Bases 36 to 1430 code for a protein of 464 amino acids. The transcript is spliced from 8 exons. Gene Ontology annotation, biological process: sphingomyelin catabolic process. NCBI's taxonomy places the organism in Eukaryota, Metazoa, Chordata, Actinopteri, Pleuronectiformes, Scophthalmidae.
ACUCACCUCUCAAACCUGGACUUGACUUGUGUUGGAUGUUUCCGUUCUUCAGAGAGCUCAGCAUGUCGGCAGCGAGGCUGCUCCUCUUGUCUUAUCUGCUGUUCAAAGAGGCUCAUGCGCAGCCAGGUAGUUUCUGGCACAUCACCGAUCUGCAUUUGGAUCGGACGUACAAUCUGACCGAUGCCCCUGAGCUCGUGUGCGCAUCGAGCAACAAAAGACCCGCAGCCAACGCGGGGAAAUUUGGAGACUAUGUAUGUGACUCAUCGUGGCAUCUUAUCAACUCCACUGUGUAUGCGAUGAAGGCUAUUUUACCGGACCCGGACUUCAUCGUGUGGACAGGAGAUAACACACCACAUGUACCCGAUGAGGACCUGGGCGACGAGGAAGUACUGAACAUUAUCAGCAACCUCACUCACAUCAUAAAACAGGUCUUUCCACGCACUAAAGUGUACUCUGCCCUGGGAAACCACGAUUACCACCCCAAGAGCCAGCUUCCAGCAAGACCUAACCACAUCUAUAACCAAACAGCAGCAAUGUGGCAGGACUGGUUGGAUCCAGAGUCCCAGGAAACAUUUAAAAGAGGUGGAUAUUACACAGAAAAGCUGCUGAGUCGAACAGGUUUCAGGAUGCUGGUCCUGAACACAAACCUCUACUCUGACCAUAACAAUCUGACCGUGGGCAUGGACGAUCCAGCGGGCCAGUUUCUCUGGGCCGACCGUGUGCUCUCAGAGGCUGCCGACAACAAGGAGAAGGUCUACGUCAUCGGCCACAUCCCCCCAGGUUUCUUUGAGAAGAAGAGAGGAAAGCCGUGGUUUACACCUGAAUUCAACCAGAAAUACCUGGAUUUAAUUCAGAAACAUCAUUCUGUCAUCCUCGGGCAGUUCUUCGGCCAUCACCAUACCGACAGUUUUCGCAUGUUCUACAGCGCAGAAGAUUCUCCUAUCGGUACGAUGUUCCUCAGCCCCGGGGUCACGCCGUGGAAAACAACACUCCCUGGAGUCGUGGAUGGAGCAAAUAACCCUGGAAUUCGGGUCUUUGAAUAUGACCCCCAAACACUUCUGGUCAAAGAUGUGGUGACGCAUUAUCUGAACCUGACUUACGCUAAUGUGGCCCGUGGUCGCUGGGAGAAAGAAUACCGCCUCACGGAGAGCUUCCGCGUGCCAGACGCCUCCCCGGCUUCCAUGCACCAGGUCCUGGAGCUCAUUGCUAAUAACCACCGCUACCUACAGAAGUACUACGAGUUCAACUCGGUCAGCUACGACCGGACUGAGUGCAACAGAGACUGCCGCGUGGACCACGUGUGCGCAGCCAGACAGGUGGACUUCAACAGGUACGAAAGCUGCCUGAAGAUAGAAGGGGCUGCUGCCAUUUAUGGUGGGUCGCUGUCGGUCCUCUCUGUGGCUGUAGGUGUUGUGUUGGCCAGUCGGUAAUGGACAUCUAUCUCAGACAAUGUUUAAAAUGUAAUAUUGAGGAUUCAGAAAGUUAUUGGAAAUAUCAUAAGACUGAAAUUCAAGAUCAAGCGCUUUAUAUUUUGUGGCCAUGUAAAUAUUUGUUUUUGUUUUUUUAAUGCACAGUUAGUAUCACUUUGAAUCACAUUAAAUUAUAUGACAUCUGCAAUUUAACUGAAUCAUUCACUAGAUUCUAGAUUGAGUUGGGGAAAAAAAACAACCUUUGGCUUAAGCAAUCUGUGGUGUGACCUCUUUACCGUGGUUUAUUGGUACUGGUUGAAUACUUAAUUUCCAGUCAAUCACCCGUGGUAAUCCUUUGGCUCAUGAGGCAGAAGUACAUAGAACAGUGCAGCUGGGAUGUUCUGGACCAAAUCCAGACAUUUGUCAAAUGUUUUUGUUUUUUUACCCCUCACACUUUCCUGUCAAACUCCACUGUCUGCAUUUUAUAAAUCCAUACACCAAUCUCACUUGUAUGAAUGCUGUUUAAGCAGAAAGCAUCACUGCACUGGUAUUAUCUGCAAUUCCACAACAAUAAAUCUAUUGAUUCAUAUUUACGGCACUCAA